AGCGCCAACCAACGCCAGCAUCCUACUGGGCAUCUGCGAUAUAUCUUCAUCUACAAUUACCUUCGUAACCCGUGUACCUAACUGCCAAAAUGUUGCCUAGUGAAAGUACAGCCAUUGACACUAGUCUUCUGAAGAAUUUCAGAGUCAAAAUGUCAAUAGAUUUUCUCCGCAACCUCAGUGUUUACAACAGCUCUGGGAUCUAUAUUUUCAAUGACAAUGAGGAAGAACCUGUCAUAUUUACGCCGGAGACGAGAAUUGUUCCCGCUUUGUUUCUUAUUAUUUUUGUUGUUGGGCUUAUUGGAAAUGGCCUGCUUGUGUACAUCGUCGUCCGCCACGCCGCCAUGCGCACCGUCACCAACUUGUACCUUGUGAACUUGUCGGUAGUGGAUAUUCUGUUUCUUGUGGCAUGUGUUCCUCUAACGUCAGUUGCCUAUGGAAUCACCGACUGGCCCUUUGGAGAUGGUCUAUGUAAAUUUGUGAACUACACAAUGGGCGUCUGUCUCGCCGUCAGCGUUAUGACCUUGGCCGCCACUGGCCUUGACCGAUACUAUGCGAUUAUACACCCUGUAAGAUCAAGGACGUUCAGAACCUCAAAGCGAGCAAUGGCAAUAAUGCUUGGCAUCUGGGUGGCAUCUGUACUCAUAAUGGUUCCAAGAGCAUUCCUAUACGGCCUCAGCGAACUGUGGCACUUCCACGACAUGAGGAUGUUCUGCAACCGCCACCAGGGGGCGCACGACCAGAUUUGGAUUGUGCGGAGGAAGGUGGACUCCAUCUUGAUGUUCCUGGCGAUGUUCCUUCUCCCCCAGGUCAUCCUGAGCUUCUGCCACUGUAGGAUUGUACGGAAACUAUGGACAAGCGUCAGACCAGGGUCAAGGCCAAAUGACAUAUCCCUGACCGCCCUUAGAGCUAGGAGGAAGAUAGCUAAAAUAAUAUUUGCAAUUACUGUAGCUUUUGGUGUUGGCUGGUUGCCAAUCCAUAUCGUACGACUUCACGAAGAUUUCAUUGGCUCGGGAAACAAAAUAAUUUUCAAAGACAGGGAAGUAUUUGCCCUUUGUUUUUCCUAUGGAGCAAAUGCGAUUAAUCCAAUAAUAUAUUGCCUGUUGAGUGGCAACUUUAGGUAUCAUUUUAAAAUGGCCAUAAUGUGCAAGAGGCAUCCUAGUAGGCGAGUGAGAAGAUUUCUUUCCACGUCACAGCGCCCUAUGCAGGAGAUUAGGAACUUUGACGUCAAUCAACCAGGACGUUCGAACAGGCUAAGAGACCAAGAUAAGCACUGUUGUCGCAAUGACCACCUUUCGCCUGCUGGCCAUAGCCACCGAAGGAGUCGAACUCAAGCUAUGGCCCGUAUUGGACUGGAUGGAUGCUAUGUCCAACAACCACUUUUUGGUGUGUCUUUCCAGCGAAUGGAUUUACCCUCGGUGGUUUAAAGGUUAUCAAAUGCAUAUGUGUUGUGUGAAUGAAUGACAACCAAAAGAAGAAAGGACAUACGGUUUUAUAUACGACCUGCAACAGGUCAGACGGUGUAUGGAGUUGACAAUCUGCAGUGACAGUGGGGCCGGUGGUGGUGGUGUGUGUGUUUGUGUGUGUGUGUGGGGGGACAUUUGCUGUGACAUAUUGCAUAUGCACUGUAUGUAAUGUACUACCCGCCGCAGAAGCUUGUGUUUCUGAAGAUGGUCAUACGGUGUACGGUUGACUUUAAAGUCCGAACUGAGAAUAGGGCGAUAAGGCAGUUUGUUUGUUUGUUUGUUUGUUUGUUUGUUUAACGCCGCACUCAGCGAUAUUCCAGCUAUAUGACGGCGGUCUGUAAAUAAUCGAGUCUGGACCAGACA
This is a messenger RNA of Haliotis rufescens (red abalone), 1826 nucleotides long. Its product is annotated as allatostatin-A receptor-like. The record is from RefSeq and is a predicted model, not a curated record. Gene Ontology annotation, cellular component: membrane. NCBI's taxonomy places the organism in Eukaryota, Metazoa, Mollusca, Gastropoda, Lepetellida, Haliotidae. The coding region runs from base 90 to 1424 and encodes 444 amino acids. Gene Ontology annotation, biological process: G protein-coupled receptor signaling pathway. The transcript is spliced from 3 exons. Gene Ontology annotation, molecular function: G protein-coupled receptor activity.